Messenger RNA from Acaulospora morrowiae, 3210 nucleotides. NCBI's taxonomy places the organism in Eukaryota, Fungi, Glomeromycota, Glomeromycetes, Diversisporales, Acaulosporaceae. The record is from the annotation of a GenBank genome assembly.
AUGGAAUCAACAGAUGAUGAUAAGAAACUAGUCUCACAUUAUACUUAUCCAGAUGAAACCUCGUUGUUUGACCUUGUCUAUUCAUUCGACUGGUCGUUAACUCCUCUGGGGUCCAUGGAUUCUUGGAGCCCUUCUUUGAAGAUUACAGUGGAUUUAUGCCUACAUACUGCAUUUCCUACUGUGAUAUAUUAUGGCCUAGAACAUGUUAUGAUAUAUAAUCAAAUGUAUAGGCCUAUAUUGCAAAUGAAACAUCCAACUGCUCUAGGGUCUCCUGCGAGAGAAGUUUGGACCGAAAUUUAUGAUUCUCUGAAACUUUGGAUCGACGAGAUUUUCUCUAACGGCAAGGGUCAAUUCCGAGAUGACAUUUUACUUUUAAUGCACCGGGAGGGUUAUAUCGAAGAAAGCUAUUUUUCAUUCACUCUAAGUCCCAUAUUUGGAGUCGAUGAAACUGUGGAGGGGGUGUUCAAUGUUGUUCAAGAAACAACUCAACGUGUUUUGUCUGCUAGAAGAUUGAAAACAUUGAGUGGAUUAGGAAAUCGGGCGCUCGGUGCAAAAACCAUGGAAAGCGCUUGUCACCUCGUGACUUCUACCUUACGCGAUCACAACGAAGAUAUUCAUUUUUCACUCAUCUACAUUAUUGAUACCCAUGACAACGUAAGUUAUAAAAGAGCAAACCUAGUAGCCACGACUUUUGACGAGAAUCUCAAGAUGGUGAAGGAUGAUGAUGGAAUUGAAGAAUGGAAUUUUGUAAAAGGAAAUUCAACGAGAGAAUUGCCAGAUUUCCUAUUGGACACAUUUGACACUGUGUGCCUUCAAGAUAAAGAUUCAGAACACAGGAUUUCUAGCUACCAAGGAACCGCGUCAGAUGCGAAUAUUUCUUCCAAACUAUCUACUUGGCCAAUAAAACAAGUGGUGGCACUAAAUUCGCAUCUGGUUGUUACUUUAAAAGAUGAUAAAUCCAAGGCAAUUCUUUUGCCUGUGCACGUGUCUUUUGCGGGAAGAAUAACAUUGUCUGCCGUAAUCAUUUGCGGAUUAAAUCCACGCCGAGCUUUGGAUAGAGAAUAUCUAGAAUUCUUGCAGCUCGUUGUUAGUCAUGUGAGUUCAAGCCUAGCAGACAGUCGAUCACGCGAAGAGAAAAAGCAAGCCAAAAUUCUAGCUGACUUGAAUCGCCAAAAAAUAAUGUUUUCCCAAAACAUUGACCACGGACUGAUGACGCCGCUAACUUUAAUGCUUUCACCACUCGAGGAAUCAGUCAAGGCUUGUUUCCCGGACUCACCUAUGCUCCCUGAUCUACAGUUAAUUAAUCGAAGCACCCGUCGACUGCUUAAGCACACUAGCACCUUGUUGCAGUUUUCACGAAUCGAAGCAGGUAAUCUGGAUGCACAAUUUCGAGAGACCAAUAUUGUGAAAUACACCCUCGAGUUAGCUUCAAGUUUUGAAAACUUGGCAAAAUCCUUAAAAUUAAGCUAUCUUAUUCAAAUUCCAAGUUAUGAAGAGUUUUAUAGUGAGUUAAAAAAUAAAGUAUUUGUCGACAGAGAUAUGUAUGAAAAAAUUGUAUUUAAUUUGUGUUCAAACGCGUUCAAGCACACUUGGACUGGAAAUGUUACAGUUCGUUUGUACCCAGAUCGCAUAAAUGACAAAGAGUCUGUUACAUUGGAGGUCUCGGACACUGGUGUUGGAAUUCCGAAAGACGAUGUUUCAAACUUAUUUCAGCGCUUCUAUCGCAUAGAUUCAAGUCAACCUCGUAGCCGAGAAGGUACCGGAAUAGGCCUCGCAUUGGUUAAAGAGUUGGUGACUAGGCACAAAGGUGAAAUUUCCGUAUAUUCGGAAUUGAAAAAAGGCACCACCUUUUUCAUUUCACUGCCAACGGGUUGGGAACAUUUGCCAGAAAAACAAGUUUACUUUGUAGAUGAGGAACAUAAAUUAGGACUGGGUUCAAUGGACGAGUAUUCAUUUAAUGAACGGAACCUCUAUCUCGAGGAAUCCAACCAAUGGACACAGGAUGUUCCCAAUGAUAUGGAUGAUAGCAUAGAUGACACCAUGGAUUUUGAUGGCUUGAGUGUUUUGGAUGAGAAAGUUGAACAACACGUCUUUCCGUCCCUAUCAUGCGACAAUACAUCCAAAAUUCAUGAAGUUUAUUAUCACAUCCUUGUCGUCGAUGAAAAUGCAGACAUGAGAAACUAUCUCCAUAGAUUAUUGCGCAAAGAAUUCAGAGUGCACUGCGCUUAUGACGGUCGUGAUGCUUUGAGGUUAUUGAGGAAACUUCCUCAGCUACCCGACUUGAUCCUGAGUGACGUUAUUAUGCCAAACAUGGAUGGUUUCGAAUUGUUAAAGUUGCUGAGAUCGAAUCCGGUGACUCGGUUGAUCCCCGUGAUCUUGUUGUCCGCAAAAGGUGAAGAAGACACUGGCGUGGAAGGAUUGGAGCACGGAGCAGAUGAUUAUUUGGUUAAACCAUUCAGUGCCGAGGAGUUAAUUGCUCGAGUCAAGGUUAACAUCAAACUCUCGUGUUUUUGGAAACAACUUUUGUUGCAACAGAAACGACAAUCAGAGACCAGGGAGUUGUUGUUUUCUAUAAGCGAUAAGAUUCGCUCUGGCGUUAACAUAGAAAAAGUGUUAAACAUAGCUGUUGAGGAAUUUCACAGAAUAUUACCCUGCGAUCGAAUAUUUCUUAUCAGGAGCGAUCCUUUAGCUUUUGAUUUCUCUCAUAUAAUGGCAUUCUCGGCCUCUGACCCAAACGAAGAAAAUUUAUCGGGAAAAUCUGCUGCUUAUGUAAUUGAAACAAAGGACGCAUGCAUUCGUGAAUUCCUUUCAAAACACAACAUCUCCGACUUUCCCCAGAUGAGUGAGGAGUCGCUUAAAAAAAUUCACGAUACGUUAGCGGAGACAAAUGAUUUGAUUGUUCUAGAAAAUUAUUACACCCAUAUACUUGAUCGUUACGUCUCCGUCAUCGGCUUUCCAAUUAAAACGAAUUCCUCAGCAUGGGGAUGGGUCCUUGCUCAUAGGUCGCCGAAUAAGACCUGGUCCGACUCCGAGAAGGUGUUUGUCCAACAAAUCUCAAAUCAAAUCGGCCUGGCAAUUUCGCAUGCAACACUCACGGAAGAGAAAUUAAAAAAAGAAGCUCAAAUAGAAGCCGCAAAAGCGGCUAAUGAAGCUAAAGGACAAAUUUUGGCCAAUACUUCCCACGGUGAUUACAGAACCGCGUUUCCUAAA